AUGUCGGACUUCUCCAUGUUCCAUGCCCUCGGGCAGCAUUCCAUAAACCCAAACGACCCAAAAGUCGAGCCCGAAGCGCCCCAGUUCCGACCGCCAAUUGCACCAGCACCCUCGGGGUAUCAUCAAUCAGGUUCAUAUCAGAGCGCUCCUCCGCAACAGCAACAAUAUGACCCUUCUGUCGCCCACACACAGCCGGGAACGCAAGCUGGGAACCCGCCAUACCAGGAGCAGGGAUACUUCGCGCCACCAGGAUCAACGCCAGGAGCCGCACCACCCGCCGGAAUGGAGGGAUUGACACAACAGAUGAGCCACGUCGGUUUAGGGACCGAAGGCGCGGCUCCGGCAAGGACACAUAAAAAGCGAGAUCGGCAUGCCUACCACAAUAUCGAGACGCCGGGAGGCAGCUCGCAAGCGUUCAAUGGGAUGCCCCAAGGGCAGGUUGCGCCCUCUCAAUAUCUUAACCAACAGAUCACUCCUGCGAUGAACCAAUUCCCUGCCGCUGCGAACCCGAUAUUCACCCCUCAAGACCAAGCGACGGCACCGCAGCAUGCCGCGCGGAGCAAUACCCCUCUCCAAGGCAGUGCCGUCACAUCCGCGCAGGGACGAGUCGAUCCGGAGCAGAUCCCAAGCGUCCCUCGAGCCCGGGACUUUGCAACCCAAUACUAUCUGGACCAUGCGUAUGCGACUGUGGAGCGACAUUUACCACCUCCUGCGGCGGUCCCGUACAUUGCCUUCGAUCAAGGCAAUGCCUCGCCGAAAUUCACCCGAUUGACGCUCAAUUGCAUCCCCUCGACACAAGAAGCGCUUGCGGCUACCAGCCUUCCUCUCGGCCUCAUAGUGCAACCAUUGGCGCGGUUGCAAGAUGGAGAGCAACCCAUACCGGUGUUGGAUUUCGGCGACAUGGGCCCUCCCCGCUGUCGACGAUGUCGAGCUUACAUCAAUCCUUUCAUGACCUUCCUUUCAGGAGGGAGCAAGUUCGUGUGCAACAUGUGUACAUUCCCGAAUGACGUUCCGCCAGAAUAUUUCUCGCCGACCGACCCCUCCGGUGUACGGGUCGAUCGACCGCAACGGCCGGAGCUAAUGCUGGGAACGGUCGAGUUUAUGGUUCCGAAGGAAUACUGGGGGAAGGAGCCGGUGCCAUUACGAUGGCUGUUUUUGAUCGAUGUGUGUGAAGAGUCGGUGAACAAGGGGUUCGUGGAUGCUUUCUGCGAGGGAAUCAUGAGCGCCCUAUACGGCCCAUUUGACUCGGACAAUGACAAUGAGGAGGCUGGACGGCUGCCACCGGGGUCACAAAUUGGCAUCGUCACGUUCGACAAGGAGAUUCAUUUCUAUAAUUUGAGCGCGGGGUUGGAAAAGGCGCAAAUGAUGGUCAUGACCGAUAUUGAGGACCCGUUCGUUCCGUUUAGUGAAGGCAUGUUCGUCGAUCCCGAGGAGUCGCGGACCGUCAUCACCGCAUUGCUUACGCAGUUGCCGAACAUGUUCUCCGGGCUCAAGAACCCCGAACCGGCGCUGCUCUCGACACUCAAUGCCGCACUGGAAGCGUUAUCUACGACUGGAGGGAAGAUUGUUUGCUCAAUAGGCGAGCUGCCAACAUGGGGACCAGGACGGCUCUUUUUCCGCGAUGAUACCAAGAUGCACGGGACCGAUGCAGAGAAGAAGCUGCUCACCACCGAGCAUCCUCUGUGGACGAAAGCGGCCACGAAAAUGGUGGAACAUGGCAUCGGAGUGGAUUUCUUCAUGGCGGCUCCCAGUGGCGGCUUUCUUGAUAUCGCGACUUUAGGUCUCGUCUCGUCGAAAUCCGGAGGUGAAAUCUACUACUAUCCCAACUUCCAUGCCCCUCGCGAUUCCCUUCGAUUGGCACGGGAGAUCAAACAUACCGUGACACGGGAAACCGGAUACCAAGCCCUCAUGAAAGUUCGCUGUUCGAACGGCUUGCAAGUAUCCGCGUACCAUGGCAAUUUCACCCACCAUACGUUCGGAGCGGAUCUAGAGUUCGGCGCCAUCGACUCGGAUAAGGCGCUCGCCGUCAUGUUCAGCUACGACGGCAAGCUGGACCCGAAACUCGAUGCGCAUUUCCAAAGCGCGUUGCUUUAUACGACGGCCAGCGGCCAGCGACGGGUACGAUGCAGCAACAUUGUCGCGAGCGUGUCAGAGGGGUCGAUCGAGGCGAUGAAGCUCGUCGAUCAAGAAGCCGUCGUGGACGUGAUCGCCAAGGAGGCCGCCUCACGAGUACCCGAGAAGUCGCUCAAGGACGUUCGAAGCGCGUUGAACGAGAAGACCGUCGAUAUCCUGGCGAGCUACCGAAAGCUAUCCUCGGGAUCCCAUCCACCCGGCCAAUUGAUCCUGCCCGAACUGAUGAAAGAGUUCAGCAUGUACAUGCUCGGCCUGAUCAAGUCUCGCGCUCUGAAAGGCGGACGCGAACCCACCGAUCGUCGCGUUCACGAUCUGAAAUUGCUGAAGCAGAUGGGCGCCAUGGAGAUGUCCCUGUACCUGUACCCCCGCGUCAUCUCCCUCCACGACCUCGACGAGAAAGACGGCUUCCCCAACGAAAACGGCCACCUCCGCAUGCCCGCCACCGUACGCGCGAGCUUCUCCCGCGUCGAAGAGGGCGGCGUCUACAUCGUCGACAAUGGCCAAAUUUGCCUCCUCUGGCUGCACGCGCAGGUAUCCCCGAACCUCCUCGAAGACCUGUUCGGACCGGGAAAUACCACACUCAAAUCGCUGGACGCGUUCCUUGCUGCCCUGCCGGUCCUGGAUACCCACCUCAACGCGCAGGUGCGCAACAUCCUGCAGUACCUGGAGACGACGCGCGGGUCCAAGGCGUUGACGCUGCAGCUCGCGCGACAGGGGCUGGACGGCGCGGAAUACGAGUACGCGCGGCUGCUGUACGAGGACCGGAACAACGAGGCGCAGAACUAUGUGGACUGGCUGGUUCACCUGCAUCGACAGAUCACCAUGGAACUUUCCGGCCAGCGGAAGAAAGAAGAGUCGACGAGCGAUCCGUUGGCGGCGAUAGGCACGGGAUUUUCGGGCUUUCGGCCGUACUGGGGUUGA
Eremomyces bilateralis CBS 781.70 is the source of this 3054-nucleotide messenger RNA. RefSeq lists its product as uncharacterized. Gene Ontology annotation, cellular component: COPII vesicle coat; endoplasmic reticulum exit site. NCBI's taxonomy places the organism in Eukaryota, Fungi, Ascomycota, Dothideomycetes, Eremomycetales, Eremomycetaceae. The transcript has 3 exons. Bases 1 to 3054 code for a protein of 1017 amino acids. Gene Ontology annotation, molecular function: SNARE binding; zinc ion binding. Gene Ontology annotation, biological process: endoplasmic reticulum to Golgi vesicle-mediated transport; COPII-coated vesicle cargo loading; intracellular protein transport. The record is from RefSeq and is a predicted model, not a curated record.